AGUACCAAGUACCGUGAAAGUUUGUAGAAGAUGGCGACCAUUGGCACUCUGGCGGCGUUUGAUGCGAAAAAUCAAAGCUGGGAAGAAUACUGUGAAAUAAUGGAUCAGUUUUUUGAGGCCAAUGAGAUUGAUGAUGGGGAUAAGCAGAGAGCUAUUCUCCUCAGCGUUGUCGGCGCAUCUACCUACAGUUUAAUGCGGAAUCUCCUUAGUCCAACUAAACCAAAAGAGAAGACUUACGGCGAGCUGGUGGCACUACUAAAAAACCACUUCGACCCAAAGCCAAGUGAAAUCGUCCAGAGGUACAAGUUUGAUUCUUGCAGUCGUAAACCAAAUGAGUCGGUGAUGGAGUACGUAGCGGAGCUGCGGAGGCUGGCCCAGGACUGUAAUUAUGGCAACACCUUGGAGCAAAAGUUGAGAGACAGGAUCGUUUGUGGAAUAAAUGAUGAUCGGAUUCAAAGAAGACUCCUGGCAGAAGCAGAUCUAACGUGUGAGAAGGCUUUGUCCAUUGCCGUUGCGGCAGAAACAGCAACUAAAAAUGCGCAAGACCUGCAGAAUCCGUGCGCCACUGCGAAGUGCUUCAAAGUAAACAAAGGCCCGCAGCAGCGAGGUGCGUUCAAGUGCGGAAAUGUUCAAGAGUGCUAUCGUUGCAAAGGACAACACAACGCUGCAGAAUGUAAGUUUAAAUAAGA
This is a messenger RNA of Syngnathus typhle (broad-nosed pipefish), 689 nucleotides long. RefSeq lists its product as uncharacterized. The record is from RefSeq and is a predicted model, not a curated record. Lineage: Eukaryota; Metazoa; Chordata; Actinopteri; Syngnathiformes; Syngnathidae. The transcript has a single exon. Bases 31 to 687 code for a protein of 218 amino acids.